AUGAUGAUGAUGACAACAUUAGGAUUUGCUCAUCCUCUCCUGUUCUUCAGAAACAAACCCACCGAAAAAUCACAUAAUCCUCGAACCAAAUGUGUCUCUUCUUCUUCUUCUUCUGCUUCUCCAUCGUCGUCCUCUUCCACUGAGACAUUUCAUCGAACACAUAACGGACAAGUUAUUCACAAGGACGCUCUUCUCUGUGACGGAAUCAGCGAAGGAAUCACGAAGAAAAAGAAAAGGGUCUUCUUCUUAGACGUCAGUCCCCUUUGCUACGAAGGAAACAAACCUAGCUCACACGCUUUCGGUCACUGGGUCUCACUCUUCUUCUCUCAAGUCAGCCUCAACGAUCCUGUUAUAGCGGUUAUCGAUGGAGAAGAAGGUAACCAGAGACGUCGAGCAUUGCUCCCUUCGUAUAAAUCACAUAGAAAAUCACCAAAUCCUGGAAGAUACUCCAAAAGGCCACACCAAUUCGUCGACGAAAUUCUCAGGAAAUGCAAUGUGCCAGUUGUUAGAAUGCAAGGGCAUGAAGCAGACGAUGUGGUGGCUACGUUGAUGGAACAAGCACUGCAAAGAGGACAUCGCGCGGUGAUUGCAUCGCCUGACAAAGACUUUAAGCAGCUGAUCUCAGAGAAUGUUCAGAUUGUUAUUCCAUUGGCUGAUCUCAGGAGAUGGUCUUUUUAUACCUUGAAACACUACGUUGCUCAAUACAACUGUGAUCCACAGUCUGAUUUGAGCUUUCGAUGUAUAAUGGGCGAUGAAGUCGAUGGAGUUCCGGGGAUUCAGCAAGUCGUCCCGGCGUUUGGAAAGAAAACGGCGAUGAAACUUGUGAGAAAGCAUGGAUCUUUGGAGAGUUUACUAAGCGCGGCAGCUGUGAGAACCGUGGGGAGACCAUAUGCACAAGAGGCCCUUACGAAACACGCAGAUUACUUGAGAAGAAACUAUCAAGUUCUUGCCUUGAAAAGAGAUGUGAAGGUGCAAAUUCAAGAGGAAUGGUUGGUGGAGAGAGAUUCAAGCAAUGAUUCAGAAGUUUUGUCAAGCUUUUUCUCAACCUUGCAUGGAUGA
Molecule: messenger RNA, 1059 nt
Organism: Microthlaspi erraticum
Lineage: Eukaryota; Viridiplantae; Streptophyta; Magnoliopsida; Brassicales; Brassicaceae
Source: the annotation of a GenBank genome assembly